Messenger RNA from Vespa velutina, 1402 nucleotides. RefSeq names its product regulation of nuclear pre-mRNA domain-containing protein 1B. Gene Ontology annotation, molecular function: RNA polymerase II complex binding. The transcript is spliced from 5 exons. Gene Ontology annotation, cellular component: RNA polymerase II, holoenzyme. NCBI's taxonomy places the organism in Eukaryota, Metazoa, Arthropoda, Insecta, Hymenoptera, Vespidae. The record is from RefSeq and is a predicted model, not a curated record. Bases 129 to 1139 code for a protein of 336 amino acids. Gene Ontology annotation, biological process: mRNA 3'-end processing.
AAAAAUAAGAAGAAGAAGAAUCGAAAAGAAGUAUUCGUCACUAGUUCGGUACAAGAAUACAUGCAUACAAAAGCAUUAGAAGAGUUUUCUUACAUUUUUUCGUUGACGAAAGUGUCAUCUAAAUAAAGAUGACAGGUUUUACAGAAAGUGCUCUUGUCAAGAGACUGAUGGAUUUAAAUCCUUCCCAACAAAGCAUCCAAACACUUUCACUUUGGUUAAUACAUCACAGAAAACAUCACCCGACCAUCGUAAAAGUCUGGUUCAGGGAGAUGUGCAAAGUGAAGGACAAUCGUAAGUUAAUGUUUAUGUAUUUGGCAAAUGAUGUUAUCCAGAAUAGUAAAAAGAAAGGUCCAGAAUUUGGCAAAGAAUUUGAAACAGUAUUACCAAAAGCGUUUGAACAUAUGAAAGGAUUUGAUGAGAAAACAAGGGAAAGAUUAAAUAGGCUAUUACAAAUUUGGGAAGAGAGAGGUGUUUAUGAUAAAAUUCAAAUAGCGGAAUUCAAAGCAGCUUUCUUGGACACUGUUAAAGACCCGGGCACUCCGCCGCCAAAAAAGAAACCAAAAAUUGAUAUAGAAAAGAAGGAAAAAAAGGAGAGGAAGAAAUCAGAGACUGAAGUCGAAGUAGAUGGUACCAAAGAACUUCACGUGACGUUAAGUCCACGUACUCCGGCUGGUGAUCCACCAGAAACAGAGGAACUAAUCAAAGCUUUAAUGGAUUUAGAAAAUACGGCAUCGUCGGAUGCUGGUGUUAGAGAACGUAUCGCAUCCUUACCACCAGAAGUUUCAGAAGUAUCGCUUUUGGCAAAUCUUGCAGAUAGAUCAGCAGCUGAUCAAUUGAGUAUAGCAGUUAAUGAAGCUGCAGCAUUGUUAGCCGAUUAUAAUGGAAGAUUGCAAGCAGAAAUGGAAGAUAGAAGAAGAUUAUUAACUAUGCUUAGAGAUUACACAUUAGCACAAAGACAAUUACUUCAGCAGGCACAAACAACAUUGGAGGAUUACAAAGAAAAAUUAAAGAAAGUCUGUGCCGUUAGAUCCGAAGUGAAAUCCCAUAUUUCUAAUUUGCCGGAUUUGACGCAAUUACCAGAUGUAACAGGAGGCCUUGCUCCACUUCCUUCAGCUGGUGAUUUAUUUUCUAUGCAUUAAUUAAUCUAAUGUUUAAUUAGUCUAAUGAUGAAGCAUGACCAUGCAAGAAUUUUCGAUUUUGAAUUUUAUGCAGUACAAAUGUAUAAUCAUUUUAUGCUGGCUUCAUCAAUUGUGAUAAAAAGGAAUCACAUGUGAACAUUUUAUUUUCCAAAAAUAUAACACACAAUAAAAAGCUAAUUAACGAUAAUUCAUCGAUUUCAAGAGAAAAGAAAAAAGAAAUUAAAAAAAAAAAAAAAAAAAAAAAAAAAAAAAAGAAAAGAAAA